UGAAUCAAACGCGUGUGCGCGCGGAGAGAGCAGCACCUCUCUAACAGGAUCCAGCCAGGUCAGGUCACCUUUGUAUAGAGGAAAACACUGACAUCCUAUUUCUUAGAAAAUGUAAACAAAUAUAUGCCUACAUUUUUGGUAAAUUGUGGAAGUUUAGCCAAACAAAAUUUGAGCGUCUCUGCGAAAGAGAAUUGCGCAUUGUGCGCGCACCACGGGUAUUUACUUGUGCGCUAGUUUACACGCGGAUUGGGAAUGAAGGUGAUGUCUUAUUGGUUGUUGAUGCUGGAUCUCAGACAACGAGACACCGAAUUUCUUACCGGUCUGGUUUGAAACAGGAGUUCUGUUAUCUGGCGGAGGCGCACCGGUGCAUCGCAUCUAAGCCUCUUGAUGACUCCAAAAUCAGAAGUUCUUCGCAAAAGCUGAUCGUGCGUCCCAAGAUGGCAACCCAGGGUCCCAUGUGGAACAUGUCAACCUUCGACAUCUUAAAUCGGUCUGAAAUCACCAACGUCACCCUAAACACCAGUGAAAGCUUUCUCUCUGAGGAUGAAAGCACCAAAGUCAUGGCCGUGAUAUACCUCGUUGUGUUUGUCCUGGGUUUGACGGGAAACUCUUUAGCUAUAUUCGUGGUUCUGCGUAACACUAAAAUGAAGACGGUCACAAACAUGUACAUUUUAAAUUUAGCGGUAGCCGAUGAGCUGUACAUCCUGGGACUUCCGUUUCUCACAACCCACAAUGUGCUCUCCUAUUGGCCGUUCGGCAACUUUCUGUGCCGUAUCGUGAUGUGGGCAGACUCCAUCAGUCAAUUCACCAGCACAUUCUGUCUGACAGUAAUGAGCAUUGAUCGCUACAUGGCCGUGGUGCAUCCCAUCCGCAGCGCCAGGUGGAGGCGACCCAGCGUUGCCAAGGUGAUAAAUAGCAUGGUGUGGGGGCUAUCUUGUGUUCUGACGCUGCCGGUCAUUAUUUACUCUGACGUUCAGCCCGAUCUGAACACCUGCAACAUGAGCUGGCCCGAACCGCGUGACGUGUGGUCCACAGCCUUCAUCCUCUACACUGCCGUCUUGGGCUUCUUCUGCCCUUUGCUGGUCAUCUCGCUUUGUUACCUGCUCAUCGUGGUGAAGGUGAAGUCGGCCGGGGCGCGGGCUGGGCUCUCCAAACGUCGCAGAUCAGAGAGGAAGGUCACGAGGAUGGUGGUGAUCAUAGUAGUGGUGUUCGUCCUGUGCUGGUUGCCAUUUUUCAUCCUCAACAUCAUCAACCUGAUCCAGACUCUGCCGGAGAACAACCUCGUCACUGGCGUCUACUUCCUCGCCGUCAUCUUGACCUACGUCAACAGCUGUGCCAAUCCGCUUCUCUAUGGGUUCCUGUCUGAUAACUUCAAACAGAGCUUCCAGAAGGUGCUCUGCAUCAACAGGGUCAGCGGCGGGGGCGACGGUCGCCUGGGUCACUCGCACCUGAACAGGAGCCGUCAGAAUGACAGGUUCUCCUCUCAAAGAAGCUCUGAAUACAAUGAGCAAAUGCAGAGCUAUCAAACAAUUGGUUUGGAGGCCGGGCGCUGUGACAAAACGGAAAACCACCAACCCGAACCACAGGCGCUCAGCCAGUCCAUUUAAGAGCUGCAUCGUGUGUGGGAAAUCUGAGGGAUGGAUGCUUAGAACUGUCUUGUUUGGUACGAGCGUGCAUCUGGACAUUCCUCCAUAUAUGGAGUCCAACGAAGAAAGAAGUCAUUCUCAACCUCUGGACCAAGAGAGGUUGGUAGCUGUUACAGAAAACAUUUAGUUGGAUCUUUGACAAUUGGUGGUGGUUUAACAUUCCUGUUAGAUUCUCAAUGUCUCCAGAAUUCCCUGUGGAUAAAUCUGAGGAUAUAUGAGAAAAUACGCAUCACUUUAAUUUACGUGUCACAUCGGAUCCAGUUCUGCAGGAGAUGGCAGAUAAUGUUUCAUUGCAAUGACUUCAAACAUUAAUCACGAUCUAGACGUCUGGAUGGAUGGUUGCGUUCAGUUUCAAAUCCAAACAUGUGUAUCUUCAUGCGUAUUUAUCAUAGAAACAAUUCUGGGUAAGAGUCACAUGUCAACAGUCAGAUGAUUUGCCUUAUAUGUUGAGCUGUGUAUUGUUUAUGAUGUUGUAAUGUUAGGUGUUUUGAAUAGAGAUCUAGUGAAAGGGUGUCAGGGGUUUCUUUACAUAAUGCUCACAGUUCUAUGGGGAUUCAAACACAUUUCAUUAGUCCAUCCUUGUUUGAUGAGAGAUUAACAUAUCAUGACUUGUUUUUUACCUUGACUGUUUUCUAACAUGACUGUUUUUCAUGUGUUUUAGUAAAUAUGUAUAUAUUGGAGAGUAGUUAUCUAAGCGUUUUAUUUUAUGUUAUAAUUUCUGAAUGACCUCAACAUCACAACAGAUGCAAUAGGCGUCUUUGGAGUUUGAGACAGGGUCAAAACGUUGACUUUUCUGUGUUUUAACAUUAACAGUACAGACUGAUUUACAGUUUAGCCAUUUCAACUAAUUCUCAACUGUAGCUGAGGGGCAGGUGCAACUAAGAACUCCAGAAAACUUCAAAACAAGGACGUUACAAAGACGACAACACACUUGACACACCAGCAGUCUAGACAAGACCAGAAUCUGUCAGUAUUCAGAAAGUGGACUUUAGCACUGAGUUUAACAUUAACAUUUCAUAUAAAUAAUACUGGAAUCUACAGAGAAAACCGGCUCUCUGCUUCCAAGAAGACAUUUUUACCAAAAUCUAAACGCCCAUUCACAUGAGGAACAGAUAUAUUAGCAUCCACACCGACGGACAUUGUUUUCUUAUGUUUAUUCUAAAAUGAACAAAUCCAACUGUUGGCUUAAAUGAACCUAGAAUAUGUCCAUAUUUGACUCAACCAUCGGUUAAAAAAUAUCAAAGCCUUUUAUCCCUAAGGGAAAGAGACAUGAAAUUCACAUGUGCAAAAACACGUGAUCACAUGUGAAAUGUGUGUUUUUCGAACAUUUUGGGGGGAAUUCCAUGUGAACCUAUUGGGUCACAUGUAAAAACCUGUUCGACAUAAUUUUGCCAAGUGGUCGAUGUCCUCAGAGCAACAUAUUUUGUUGACCUGAUGACAUCAUUUUUAUACAUAAAACCAAAAAA
Triplophysa dalaica is the source of this 3112-nucleotide messenger RNA. Its product is annotated as somatostatin receptor type 5-like. Bases 438 to 1607 code for a protein of 389 amino acids. Gene Ontology annotation, biological process: cellular response to glucocorticoid stimulus; regulation of insulin secretion; neuropeptide signaling pathway. The transcript is spliced from 3 exons. Gene Ontology annotation, molecular function: neuropeptide binding; somatostatin receptor activity. The record is from RefSeq and is a predicted model, not a curated record. Gene Ontology annotation, cellular component: membrane; neuron projection. NCBI's taxonomy places the organism in Eukaryota, Metazoa, Chordata, Actinopteri, Cypriniformes, Nemacheilidae.